This is a messenger RNA of Aureobasidium melanogenum CBS 110374, 1128 nucleotides long. Its product is annotated as Actin, gamma. The record is from RefSeq and is a predicted model, not a curated record. The transcript has 6 exons. Lineage: Eukaryota; Fungi; Ascomycota; Dothideomycetes; Dothideales; Saccotheciaceae. The coding region runs from base 1 to 1128 and encodes 375 amino acids.
AUGGAAGAGGAGGUCGCAGCUCUCGUCAUCGACAAUGGUUCGGGUAUGUGCAAGGCCGGUUUCGCCGGUGACGACGCACCCAGAGCCGUUUUCCCCUCAAUUGUCGGUAGACCUCGCCACCAUGGUAUCAUGAUUGGUAUGGGCCAGAAGGAUUCAUACGUCGGUGAUGAGGCACAGUCCAAGCGUGGUAUCCUCACUCUCAGAUACCCCAUUGAGCACGGUGUCGUUACCAACUGGGACGACAUGGAGAAGAUUUGGCACCACACCUUCUACAACGAGCUCCGUGUUGCUCCCGAGGAGCACCCCGUCCUGCUCACUGAGGCCCCCAUCAACCCCAAGUCCAACCGUGAGAAGAUGACCCAGAUCGUCUUCGAGACCUUCAACGCCCCCGCCUUCUACGUCUCCAUCCAGGCCGUUCUGUCGCUGUACGCUUCCGGUCGUACCACCGGUAUCGUCCUCGACUCCGGUGACGGUGUCACUCACGUUGUCCCCAUCUACGAAGGUUUCGCCCUUCCCCACGCCAUCUCGCGUGUCGACAUGGCUGGUCGUGACUUGACUGACUACCUCAUGAAGAUUCUUGCCGAGCGUGGUUACACUUUCUCCACCACUGCCGAGCGUGAAAUCGUUCGUGACAUCAAGGAGAAGCUCUGCUACGUCGCCCUCGACUUCGAGCAGGAGAUCCAGACCGCCAGCCAGAGCUCUUCCCUCGAGAAGUCCUACGAGCUUCCCGACGGUCAGGUCAUCACCAUCGGUAACGAGCGUUUCCGUGCCCCCGAGGCUCUCUUCCAGCCCUCUGUUCUCGGUCUCGAAUCUGGCGGUAUCCACGUCACCACUUUCAACUCCAUCAUGAAGUGCGAUGUCGAUGUCAGAAAGGACCUUUACGGCAACAUUGUCAUGUCUGGUGGUACCACCAUGUACCCCGGUAUCUCCGACCGUAUGCAGAAGGAAAUCACCGCCCUUGCUCCUUCAUCCAUGAAGGUCAAGAUCAUCGCUCCCCCAGAGCGCAAGUACUCCGUCUGGAUCGGUGGUUCCAUUCUCGCCUCCCUCUCCACCUUCCAGCAGAUGUGGAUCUCAAAGCAAGAGUACGACGAGAGCGGUCCCUCGAUCGUCCACCGCAAGUGCUUCUAA